This is a messenger RNA of Ostrinia nubilalis (European corn borer), 1762 nucleotides long. RefSeq names its product 2-acylglycerol O-acyltransferase 1-like. Lineage: Eukaryota; Metazoa; Arthropoda; Insecta; Lepidoptera; Crambidae. Gene Ontology annotation, molecular function: diacylglycerol O-acyltransferase activity. Gene Ontology annotation, cellular component: endoplasmic reticulum membrane. The record is from RefSeq and is a predicted model, not a curated record. Gene Ontology annotation, biological process: triglyceride biosynthetic process. The transcript is spliced from 5 exons. The coding region runs from base 90 to 1163 and encodes 357 amino acids.
GUGAAUCGUGAGAGAUUAGUUUAGUCGUUAUAGUGCCAGUGUGUAGUGCGGGUGUGUGUGUGUGGCCUAUUUUUUAACCAUCUGUUACCAUGGACUGGCACCAAAUUCUACGGUUAUUUUCGACAUGGUUUCAAACCAUAUCAGACGUCCUAGGAGUACAAUGGGCUCCCACCAACCUGCCCAUGAACAGGCGUCUGCAGACCCUGGCUGCGACUGGCUGGAUCUGUCUCGUGCUGUUUGGGGAAGCGCUGGCAAUCUACCUGGCCAUACAGUUGUUAUAUUCUUCCUACUGGUUCCUGGGUAUCCUGUACGCUGUUUGGAUGCUGAACGAUAUUGAGAUCUGCCAGCGAGGUGGUCGAAAAUUCGAGUGGGUCCGCAACUGGUCGUGGUGGCGCUAUUACCGCGACUACUUCCCCAUCAAGCUGGUCAAGACAGCAGAACUGGAUCCCUCCAAGAACUACCUCUUCGCCUGUUUCCCCCAUGGGGUGGUCAGUUCUGGAGCCUUUGGGGCCUUUGCCACCAACGCUCUAGACUUUUACAAAGUGUUCCCAGGAAUGACUUGUAACAUGAUCACGCUUGGAGGCCACUUCCUGGUGCCUUUCUUCAGAGAUCUGAUCCUGGCGUUGGGAGGCUGCUCGUCUUCCAGAGAGAGUUUGCUGCAUUUGUUGGACCUGAAGAAAUAUCAGGGCAAAUGCGUUGCACUCAUAGUAGGAGGCGCUGCAGAAGCGUUAGACUCGCACCCUGGGGAAUAUAAAGUGAUUUUGAGCAGGAGGAAAGGUUUUAUUCGCGUCGCUAUGUUGUCGGGCGCACCUCUAGUGCCAGUGUUCUCCUUCGGCGAAACUGACGUGUUCCGACCUCUAAAUAACCCUGAAGAUGGCCUGCUGAGACGCUUCCAGGAGAAGGUCCGGCAGAUCACCGGCAUCUCCCCCAUGUUCCCGAUCGGGAGAGGAGUCUUCCAGUACUCUUUUGGGGUUGUUCCUCUUAGAUCUCCUAUUACUACUGUCGUUGGUACCCCACUCGAAGUGAAGAAGAACUUAGACCCGUCCCAGGAAGAAGUGGACGCGGUCCACGCCGAGUUCACGCAGAAGCUGGUGGAACUGUUCGACAAGGAGAAGGCGAAAUACCUCCCCAACCACAAGAACGUGAAACUAGUCAUCACAUAAAUAUCACAAAAUCCACUUUACUGUACAGGGUAUUCAAGUUUAAGAUGUCCAGCAACUAAUUAGGAUCUACCUUCAGGAUUCGAUUUUGCGCUCAUUAUUCGAUUCUAAACUUUUAUUUUGUCACGAGCAUUUUUUGUCGUGGCCAUUCCUUUGGCAUUUUGACUGACUGAGUGCAUGCCAUUAAUAAAUAAGUAAUAUUUUGCAAGGAUUAAUUGCACUCAUUAGGAGUGCAAUUUUAAUUAUACUUAAUUGAUAAGUACCUACCUAUGAAGUGUCUUUGUGUUCACAAUUUUUUUUAUUAUGAUAGAAUAGACUGAUUUAUGAGGUAAUUACUUAAGAAGUAAAGUGUUUUUUAUACGAUGUGUAAUUAUUAUUGUUAGUGUUUUAUGAUUCGUCACUUUAAAAAUAAUUUAAUUACAAGCCGGUACUAUGAUUGAUUAUUUAGUCUUACAUUUAAAAAAUCUGUAGCACUAGAAUGCCAUAAGUUGGACCACAUAAUUAUUUACUAUUAGAUUGUUAGCAUAAAACCAUACCAUGAUUUUGCUUGAAUUGUAAUAAUAGAUUAAUUAUUACCUAAAUAAAUAUUUUGUUAUCUUUAA